This is a messenger RNA of Mauremys mutica (yellowpond turtle), 1266 nucleotides long. It is a transcript of the gene MRNIP, whose product is annotated as MRN complex interacting protein. NCBI's taxonomy places the organism in Eukaryota, Metazoa, Chordata, Testudines, Geoemydidae. The transcript is spliced from 7 exons. Gene Ontology annotation, biological process: mitotic G2 DNA damage checkpoint signaling. The record is from RefSeq and is a predicted model, not a curated record. Bases 55 to 1260 code for a protein of 401 amino acids. Gene Ontology annotation, molecular function: chromatin binding. Gene Ontology annotation, cellular component: nucleus.
GCGCGCGCGCUGGAGGGGUCUGCGGAGCGGGGCUCCGGGCGGCCGCUCCACGGGAUGGGGCAGCGGUUCCAGGUGCUGAGGUGCUUCUCCUGCGGCACCUUCCAGGUCCAGCAGGUUAAAAAGAGCAGAAAAUGGAGCUGCAAAGUGUGUGGUGAGAAGCAGAUGCUGCUAAAGGCCUAUGGCCAAGGCUCUGGGUCUGACUGUAGACGCCAUGUCCAAAAAUUAAACUUGCUGCGGGCUGGGACGGAGGUGGCAGCUGAGGGAACAUCUUGGUGUAUACAGGAACCAGUGAAUAAUGACAAAGAGAACACAGGAGUUCCACAGGAAGAAAAUGUGGGCGGGCAGGAAGAAGACGUGGAAUUCAGUCCCUUGGUCAGCCGGUGGAAUAAGUAUCUGCACAAGGACAGUGAAGAUCAGGAGGAGGAGGUGUAUACAGACAGAGAGCAGAUGUACUCCCAUAAAAGGAACAUUGUGGAAGAACAAAGGAAACGCAAGACCAGCUUCUGCCACAACGAUGCUCAGGAGUGCUUUGAGGAAAAGGGAAUUUAUGGGCUCACUGGCCAAGCCAAGAAAGUCAAAACCUUUGAGAGCAGGAAAGAUUCAACAACGGUAGCUGACCAGGACGGUGGAGAUUAUAUAUGUAACAGCGUUGUGGUUCCUGCUAUCAAUGAGUUUUGGGUACCUGAGAAUACACAAGCUCCAGAGUCAGCUAAUGUCACCAUGUCCAAGUGGGAAAAAUUUCUCCCGUCUCCCAGCAGCUGUCAUAAUGGUAACAUAACUCCUGCAGCACAGAAGAGCAGUUGGAAGUUAGAUACACAGAGGGCCUCUGCAGGAAACUUUCUAAUGCCUCAUGGAUAUCCACAGCAGGAGGAAGAUUCUGAAUCUCCAGGCCCAGGUGCCCAAACUGAAAAGAGCUUCACCAACAGUAAGCAAACAGCACAGAAAUAUGCCUCAAAGCUUCAUAGCACCACACUGGCUGCCGGGGGGCAGACUGCCUUUGAUGUCAGCCAUGCAGUUAUUGGGGGCGUGCUUUCUGGAAAAUAUAAAGACUGCCUGAGUAGGGCAGGGUCUGGUGUUGCAGAGAACCAUGAAGGCAGCUUAUGCUUGGCAGGCACUGUGAUGCCAGCAAACUGUCUAUCCAAGGAUGCUGUGACCUUUAGUUCUACAGAUCCUUUUGCUAGCUCUAGUGGGGUGUCUCAGCGUCUUACUGCUCCAAGUACCAGCUUCUUUUGCACAGAUGAUGAUUUUGAUGAUCUUUGAAAAGUU